AUGUCCGAAUCAGAAUCAUCAGAAUUAUCGGAUUAUGAUGAAUUGAAUUAUGGCGAGAGCGAGGAUAGCGAAGAACAGGAAGAAAACAAUAAUUAUGAGUCACAUUCAUUAAGGUCAUUGCAACGAUUACUAGUGGCAUUCCGUGCAGCAACAAAUAUUAAUGAUGAUGAAAACGAGAAAACCUUUGCAUUUAAAAUCACAGACCCUACAGUGUUUAAUAAUUUGAUCGUAGUUUGCCUGAAAUACGUUAUAGAAGUUUUCGAUCACCACUUGAAGAGAGAGAAUCAAGAUUUAUCUAAAACGAUGUGUACAAAUAAGAAAUGGAAAACAUUAGAACCUCUUGUGAAGUCAUAUUUGAAUACUAUUAUUCAUAUGUUCAAACAAAUAACAGAAGAUGAUAUGAUUUACUUAAUUGUGAAAGAAUCAGAAAAAAUAAUUCCAUAUUAUGCAUGUUUACCAAAAUUAGCAAAUCAUUAUUUAAAGCAAUUGCUUGAAAUAUGGGGUACCGCCAAGGACAAAACCAGAAUUCUAGCAUUUCUUAAUAUUAGAAAACUAGCAUCGAUAUCACCAGCACCAUUUAUAGAUUUUUGUUUAAAGGGUAUUUACACUACAUUUGUCCAAUAUUGUAAAGAUACCACCCCUUUCACUAUUCCGUCAAUCAAUUUAAUGAGAAAUUGUGCAGUUGAAAUGUAUGGAAUUGAUUUUAAAAGUUCUUAUCAGUCCGCGUUUCGAUAUAUUAGACAAUUAGCUAUUCAUUUGAGAAAUUCCAGUCAUAAAAAGAAUGAUGAAUCUUUCAACGCAGUAUAUAAUUGGCAAUAUAUUCAUUGUCUUGAUUAUUGGUCAAAUGUGUUGGCAACUUAUUGUGAUCAAGAACGAAUAUCUGGUGAAAAUUCCUUUCAAGAAUUAAUUUAUCCAUUUGUGCAAGUUUCUACUGGAACCGGAACUUUUAUUCCCCUUGCCCCUUAUUUAUUUGACAUUUUACAAUCUUCUGAAAUUCGACGUAAUCCCAAACCUACAACAUUGAAACCAUUAGAUUUUAUGAUAAUAUUAAAAGCUCCCAAGAAUUACUUACAUACUCGAGUUUAUCAGGAGGGAAUAUACGAAAAACUUUUAGAACUUUUAUUCGAAUAUUAUUCAUGUUUUUGUUCGUCAAUAGCAUUUCCUGAAUUAGUGAUUCCCGCUAUAAUUCAGAUUAAACGGCAUAUCAAACAUUCAAAAAAUUUAAAAUUCAAUAAACAACUUCAACAAUUGGUUGAAAAAUUGGAACAAAAUUCUAAAUUUAUUGAACAACAUCGAUCACAAAUUGAUUUUAGUCCGAAUGAUCAUGCUCGAGUGGUAAAACCAUUUUCUUUAUUGAAUCAACUUUUUAUUCGAUUUUAUAAUAAGAUUUAUUUCAAUCCACAGAGUGCAUUUUCACAAAAUAUGAAUCAAGAUUCAACACCACUAGGUUCUUAUGUUAAAUCUAAUAGAAGACUGAAAGAGAAAAAAGAAAAGAUGAUUAAUUUGGAAAUGCAAGUUAAUUAUGCAGAUCAAUCCUAA
Diversispora eburnea is the source of this 1539-nucleotide messenger RNA. The record is from the annotation of a GenBank genome assembly. Lineage: Eukaryota; Fungi; Glomeromycota; Glomeromycetes; Diversisporales; Diversisporaceae.